Molecule: messenger RNA, 4332 nt
Organism: Chanos chanos (milkfish)
Lineage: Eukaryota; Metazoa; Chordata; Actinopteri; Gonorynchiformes; Chanidae
Product: mitogen-activated protein kinase-binding protein 1-like
Exons: 28
Coding region: 1-4332 (1443 amino acids)
Biological process (GO): negative regulation of canonical NF-kappaB signal transduction; positive regulation of JNK cascade
Cellular component (GO): cytoplasm
Molecular function (GO): protein binding
Source: RefSeq, a predicted model, not a curated record
AUGGCAUUAGAGGGGUCAACUAUAAAAAGUCGAAUCAAAAGUCUUCUUCGCUCACCGUCCAUCAAACUGAAGAGGAAUCAACCAGAGCCGGAAGACCUUACCAAUAAAGUGACUUUGGAGAAAGUAUUAGGGAUCACAGCUACAGGAAACAGUGGCCUGACUUGUGAUUCUAACUCAGGGAUUGUGGCAUACCCAGCAGGGUGUGUGGUAGUUCUGCUCAACCCCAAGAAAAACAGACAACAACACAUCAUUAACACAUCCAGAAAAACUAUCACCACUGUAGCCUUCUCUUCAGAUGGCAAAUACCUGGUAACAGGAGAGAGUGGUCAUUUGCCUGCUGUGCGUGUAUGGGAUGUGGUGGAGAAGACUCAGGUAGCAGAGCUGCAGGACCAUAAAUACGGUGUGGCAUGUGUGGCAUUCUCUCCAAACAGCAAGUACAUCGUCAGCGUGGGCUACCAACAUGACAUGAGCAUCAACGUUUGGGCCUGGAAGAAAAACACAGUGGUUGCUGCUAACAAGGUGUCCAGUAAGGUGACAGCAGUCUCCUUCUCUGAGGACAGCUCAUACUUUGUCACUUCUGGGAACCGACAUGUUCGAUUCUGGUAUCUGGAACCCUCUAGCUCCGCCAAGGUAGUGACAGCUCCUGUUCCAUUGCUGGGACGCUCUGGUCUGUUGGGUGAGCUCCAGAAUAACUUCUUCUGUGAUGUAGCCUGUGGGCGUGGCAGGAAGUCUGAGAGCACCUUUUGCAUCACUUCCUCUGGUCUUCUGUGUGAGUUCAAUGAGAAGAGGAUGCUUGAUAAGUGGGUGGACCUACGGACCAGCAUGGCUCGGUCUCUCUGUGUGAGCGAGGAGCUCAUUGCAUGUGCCUGUGCAGAUGGCACAGUACAUGUCUUCAGUCCGCUCGACCUCCACUUUGUCCGCACGGUACCACGCCCUCAUCAGCUGGGUAUCAAUGUGGAGUCAGUCAGUCAACACAGUCACCUGCUCUCUAACCAGGAAGCUCGUUACCCAGACUCAGUGGCUGUCACUUACGACCCAGUAAACUGCUGGCUGUCAUGUGUGUAUAAUGACCACAGUGUGUAUGUGUGGAAUAUGUCUGAUAUGGACAGAGUGGACAAACUGCACUCAGCUCUCUACCACUCUGCCUGUGUAUGGGACCUGCAGAUGUUACCAAAGCUCAUCGAUGAAUUACAGGACAGAACGGGUUCAGCCGUGUUCGCCACCUGUUCAUCUGAUAACACAGUUCGGCUGUGGAGUGCAGAUGGAUACAGCUGUCUUUCUCACAGCAACACUCUCAGCAAUGACCUCCUGAAGAUCAUCUACAUGAACAACAACACCUCUGCUCUACUGGACACAGAAGGAAUUGCAGCCUGCAACAAUGAUAAACCUGAUGGACAGACCACAGAGAAUCGCACUGGUGUCAGAACUAUCUGUGUGAGUCCAGAUGGACAACACUUGGCCUCAGGAGAUCGCAGUGGAACUCUGAGAGUUCAUGACCUCACAAACAUGGAGGAGAUUUUGAGAGUGGAGGCCCAUGAUUCUGAGGUUCUGUGUCUGGAGUACUCCAAACCUGAGACUGGGCUUAGUCUGUUAGCCUCUGCGGGUCGUGAUCGUCUCAUCCAUGUACUGGAUGCUGAGGAAGACUAUGGUUUGCUACAGACUCUGGAUGAACACUCUUCCUCCAUCACAGCUGUCCGCUUUGCUGCCAAUGAGGGGAAGAUCCGGAUGAUAAGCUGUGGGGCUGACAAGAGUGUUUAUGUCCGUACGGCGCACAGGACUGUCAGAGGAGCAGAGUUCAAACCAACACACCACAUAGUGAGGAAAACAGGCCUGUAUGACAUGGACAUACAUCCCAGCGGUAAAUACGCUGCUGUUGGAUGCCAGGACCGAACAGUCAGAGUCUUCAACAUCAGCAGUGGUAAACAGAAGAAAACUUAUAAGGGCUCACAGACAGAAGAUGGCAGCUUGCUCAAGGUUCAGAUCGACCCAUCAGGGCUAUAUGUGGCCACCAGCUGCUCAGAUAAAAGCAUCAGCAUUUUUGACUUCUGCAGUGGAGAGUGUGUGGCUACCAUGUUUGGACACUCAGAGAUUGUGACCGGCAUUAAGUUUACUGAGGACUGCAGGCAUGUAAUCACAAUUUCUGCAGACAGUUGUGUGUUUGUAUGGCGUCUGGCUCCUGUGCUGACCAUAAAUAUGAGAGAACGUCUUGCUCAACUUAGAAACUCUCCACGUGGCCAGUCUGUGAAGAGCUCUGUCCUGAGGCGUUCAUCUGUGAGCCGUGUGGAGAUGAAUAGUGCUCCAUCUUUGCUGAGCCUCUCUUCUGAGAGUGAGAAAGAUGAGGAAGAUGAUGAGAAUGCUGUGAAAGGGCUUGAGGAAGGCCUAGACAACCUACAGGACUUUAUUCACCGUCCGUCAUCUGUGGGCAGUGUUGGGAAAGAGCAAGGUGUUCCUGAAGAGGGGAAUGACUGCACCUCCAACAAGGACCACUCUGUAGGGGUUUGUUCAUCCAGCACACCCGAGGUUGCUCCCCGGCCACGCAGACGUUGGUCGUGUAAGAUGGGAUCUCUGGAGCUGAUGGUGAAGUCCAUGUUGGAGCUGAGGGAGCUAGAUUCUCCCAAAAGAGGUCACACAGGUUCUCAGGAGAGAGACAGCUUCUCCAACCUGCAAGGAGCAGCGGAUGGUCAGCCUAAGAAGCGUCGGCGUCCUCACUCAGCCUGGUUGGUCCCCAUAUCUAAUCCAGAGCCUGAGGGGGUGGUUCUGUACCCACAGCUGUGCCAGCGGAUUGCCAGCCUGCCGGCUGCCACUGAACACUCACUGCAGGGUCAGGACCAGGACCUUGGUCAACAUCAAAGUCAAGGCUGGGAUCAAGAUUGUGGGGGUGACCAAGGGCUGUUUCAAAUUCAGAGAAAUGAUAUGGGGCAGGGCCAAGAUGAAGAGUCCCAGUACCAAGAGACUCAGAGUUCAGACAGUGCCUGUUCAGUUGGAUACUGCAAUGGUGACUCCAGCACAGAGCAAUACCAUGGAGGAGUCCAGAGGAGACUCCAGGGUAGUACGACCACCCAAACAUCCCCCCGCAGAUAUGCUUCUCCACUCCUGUCUAAAACUGGCAGAGCUAGGGACAGAAGCCCCAAGGUGACUGUGAAGCCCCUCGUGUCCACAGUGAGACCCCUAGUAGAGGAUAAGGGCCUGGGGGACAAGGUAGAGCUGGACCUUCCAGAGAGGGGUUCUCCUCUUGGUUCCACCCCACAUAGGAGGAGACCUCCUGGGACACUUCCCAGCAGGGUGGCCAGCCCCCUGGGCAAACCUCCUACAGUUCGGAGACCUUUGACUCCACCACGGCCAAAAAGAGAGGGGCAGAUCUCCAAGACCCGCCUUCACCAUACCCUGUCUGCAGAGCACACCUCACUACAGGACAGUCCCCAGGGUCAGCGAGUCCUCAGAGCCCGCUCCUACAUGAACCCCACCACCAGCUUCAUGGCCAAGAUCAGCCGUUCCGUAUCUGUGGGAGAGGAUAUUCACCUGAGUCUGCCUGUCAGAGACAGCGGUUCUUCUUUCACUCCUUGUCAAUCACCCACCAGCCCCUCCAGAACCACCCCUCCAUUCUUACCAUCUCCAUGCUCCAGCUUGCCGGAAUCCAUUUCACAUGAAUCCGAGCUUGGUCGCAGAGAUUCAUUCCCUAGAACCCUCAAGACCCACCCACUAAGGAGCACUAGCUCCCAGUCUGGAGGUUGCAUCAAGACCAGACCCUGUCCCAGCGAGGACACUAGCAAUCUUAAAGACCCAUUUGGUCGGUCAGGAAACCAAGGUGUGGACCCAGAUAUUCAUUCUCAUCAGGACCAGACUCAAGAGCUCGAUGUAAGCUCCAAGGGGUCGUCUAAUCUGUCUGUACCGGUUCCAGAGACACUUUCAGACAGCUCUAACCCUGAGAAAUGUCCUGAAAAGUUCUUCACUAGCCAGCAAGAGCACCCUCUAGUGACUGUCCAAGCCUUCACUGUCACUGGAGACAACUGCAACUCCUCCAAUCCAGAGUCCUCUGUUACUGUGGAGACAUGCAGGGGUGUGGCAGUGGAACUGUGCAGUAGUGCAAGAAAGGCCACUCAGCUUUACAGAAUGGUGUGCUCUCACGGUGUAGACGGCAGUGCAGAGCAGCAGGAGAUGAAGCAAGUCCUGUUGGACGCAUUAGUAACAGUGCGCUCUGAGAUGGAGGUUCUGACCCAACCCAGGUCUGGAGUGAACCAGAGCCAGGGUGGUGAGAAUGCUUUGGCUCUGCUAGAACAGUACUCCCAACUUCUGCUCCAGACUGUUGAGAAGAGAUUUGACCUUAAAACCUAA